This is a messenger RNA of Malurus melanocephalus (red-backed fairy wren), 1779 nucleotides long. RefSeq names its product ADP ribosylation factor related protein 1 (gene ARFRP1). Gene Ontology annotation, molecular function: GTPase activity; GTP binding. Gene Ontology annotation, biological process: Golgi to plasma membrane protein transport; protein localization to organelle; intracellular protein transport. The transcript is spliced from 8 exons. Gene Ontology annotation, cellular component: Golgi apparatus. The coding region runs from base 190 to 795 and encodes 201 amino acids. Lineage: Eukaryota; Metazoa; Chordata; Aves; Passeriformes; Maluridae. The record is from RefSeq and is a predicted model, not a curated record.
GAGCCCGACGGCGCUCUGCAUUCUGGGAGUUGUAGUCCACAGRCCCUCUUUGUGCCGCUCUCGCUGUGGCGUAGAGGACUACAUUUCCCAGAGCCCCGUGCGCGGGAUGGCGGCGGCCGGUGGCGCUGAGGAGUCGUGAGACCCGACUCCGGCUCCAGCUCUGACACCGGCACCAGGACCAGGAGCAGGAUGUAUACGCUGCUGUCAGGGCUCUAUAAAUACAUGUUCCAGAGGGAUGAGUACUGUGUCCUGAUCCUGGGUUUGGACAAUGCUGGUAAAACUACAUUUCUUGAACAAACUAAAACCCGAUUUAAYAAGAACUACAAAGGGAUGAGUUUGUCCAAAAUCACAACCACUGUAGGCUUAAACAUUGGAACUAUUGAUGUUGGCAAAACUCGGCUGAUGUUCUGGGAUCUUGGUGGGCAGGAGGAACUGCAGUCACUUUGGGACAAGUACUAUGCUGAAUCUCACGGGGUGAUUUAUGUUAUUGACUCCACUGAUGAGGAGAGGCUCUCCGAGUCCAAAAGAGCUUUUGAGAAGAUGAUUACCAGUGAAGCUCUGGAAGGGGUACCCAUUCUGGUGUUGGCCAACAAGCAGGAUGUAGAGACUUGUCUGUCAAUACCUGACAUCAAGACAGCAUUUAGUGACUGCAUUAACAAAAUUGGGAAGAGAGAYUGCCUGACACAAGCCUGCUCGGCCCUUACUGGCAAAGGGGUGAACGAAGGAAUUGAAUGGAUGGUGAAGUGCGUGGUGAGGAACAUCCACCGCCCCCCAAGAAAGAAGGACAUCACGUAGGAGUUGUGAGCAAGCCAAAGAAUGGACCUUCUCUUUCCACACACUUUUGUGUUCCCUUUAAAGAAGGUGAUCCACUGGAUUCCUAUUACACCUGAUUCUUUCCUAAGUUUGGAGACAAAUACUCUCUUUCUGUGUCUAAAAAAACCUGAGCCAAGGAUUCCAACUGGGUGGGGGGUGGGAAUCUCUUACAUUAAGUAUUAAGUCAUUGGCCUGAGAGCAUCCUAUGUAGCAACCUACACAUCGUUGCAGAUGCAAAGGACUUAAUUUUCUAUCUUACUUUGUGAUUCCUGGUUUGUUAGUCUAACAGGCUGGAGGCCGGUGACAUGAAGGAGCUGCUGAAGGAAAUGUGUAGGUGAAUGUGGAAAGGGAGGAACAGCCUAGGGGAAUGGUUGUYCCUCCUAACUGAGAAGAUCCCUUGCUGCUCCAGCCCCGUGUUACUCCAGGGUGUUAAUGGCCCUGUUAUGCUGCUGUUGGUGUASUGGGGAGACACAGUGGUGAUUAGAACUUGAUUUUCAGUCGGGGUGUUGCUUUGUAACUUUGACCUGUGGUAAACGCAGACGUGGAAACCAGCAACUGCACAGUUUGAAUCAUGGAAUCAUUAAGGUUGGAAAAAACCUUGAAGAUCAUCAAAUCUAACUGCACAGUUGUAUGCUGGUUGAAAUGGAUAUUCCUACCAGGACAUGGAUUCCCAAAGCACUGCCUUGCUCUGACUGCCAGUCUCUUUGUGUAUUCUCUUUAAUCUGAAGAGUAAUUGGGAUCUUCUGUAACUGGAGUGAAUCRAGGGCCUCUCUGUGAUCUUUCUGAGCUGAAAACAACCUCUAGACAGGGAGAAAUCAGUAUGCAAUAAAGCUUCCUACUCUUUGAACUUCUCUGGCUGAAACAAGUGAUAUUUGGGAAUAACAGUACUUAGCCCUCUAGUUUUCUGUAAAGUAAGAAAACAGAAAGGCAGCACUCAAAAGUCAAACUUCUGUUCAGUGCUUACAU